Molecule: messenger RNA, 1212 nt
Organism: Erythranthe guttata (spotted monkey flower)
Lineage: Eukaryota; Viridiplantae; Streptophyta; Magnoliopsida; Lamiales; Phrymaceae
Source: RefSeq, a predicted model, not a curated record
AUGCCUGCCCCAGCAAGAGGCAGUCCUUUCACCAUGGACAUCCUCAACGAGGUAUUACCUCAAGGAGUGAAAAUCUCAGUUUUUCCACAGUUCGAAGGAACCACCGACCCACAAGAACACAUAGAGAAAUUCCAUGCCAUGGCAGAUUUGUACGGCUCAACUCUCUCCAAGCGGGCCACUCUCUCCAAGCGGGCCAUCAAUUGGUUCAACUCUUUACCUACAGGAUCAAUCAACACCUUCUCUCAAUUAUCGCAACGCUUCACCAACCAAUUCGCCAUCAACAAACAAUAUGCAAAAACCCCAGCACACCUCUUCUCUAUCAUACAGAGAGACAACGAAACACUCCGCAACUACAUGAAGCAUUUUGUGGAAGUUGUCCACGAAGUUCCAAGCGUAGGACAAGACAUGCUCUCAGGGAUCAUGCAACAAAACUUGAAGUCGGGUAGGUUCAAAGAAUCUAUUGCCGGAAGGCCUCCGAACAACCAAGAUGAAUUGUUGAAUCGAGCUGAGAAAUACGUACGAAUAGAGGAAGCCCCUUCCCAUGCUCCUCCCAAGAGGAAGAGGGAAGAUGACCGACAAGACGUUAGGAGACGGGAUGAUCGACGUCCACCACCCCCACCUCAAGGCCAACCAUCUCCCUCCUACAAUCGAUUCACUCAGCUUAACACUCGCCUCACUAAAAUCCUCGACGUUACAGAACAAAAAGGUUUGGCGGAGCUUCCACGCUCCAUGCACCCCAACGCCAAACAAGAGAAAUUCGAUCGGUACUAUCGCUUUCAUAAGGACAAAGGACACAACACUGAAGAAUGCGCGCAACUUAAAAUAGCCAUUGAUCGCCUAAUCAAACAAGGACACUUGGGUGCAUACAUCGACAAGUCCAAAGGCAAACGGCGAGAUGACCCCCCACUUCGAGAUAACCAUCGAGAUCAACAACAGAGACGAGAUGAUGGCGGUCCUCGACACGACCCAGACAACAAUGACACUCAAACCAAUCGAGGGGUCAUUGCAUUUAUUUUGGGAGGACCAACAAUCGGUGACUCACACAAUUCAAGGCGCAACCUUGCUAAGUCGGCACGCAUGAGUCAAGAACAUGCAUCUUCCUCCGCCUCGAUAUAUCAGAUCAGAAGACGAGACACUAACAUUGUCUUCAAUUCCUCAGACUUAGAGGGUCGAAUUGAUGCUUACACAGACGCUCUAGUGAUCACGGCCUAA